GGAGGAGGAGGAGGGUGGUCCUGCUGUCAGAUGAAAAUACAGCAGCAGAAGCAGCAGCAGCAGGUUUCAGGAGGACACCGCCGUUAGAUAAUCGCAUUUCUUCUCUCCUCGGAAGCAGCGGGGGGUCAAUGGAGACGGAGCGACGAGCCGAGGAACAAAUCAUAUCAAUUUAAUUCCCUCCAACUCCGAGGAAGCCGGAGAGGCGACGUCUCUCCGGAGCUGCUGAUGCUGCACAGACUCAUAGCGAGCUGCAAACUUCAGAGUGGAUUUAUAAACUGAGAGAGUGAGAAUGAUCUCUGGGCUUAUAACUGCUGAUGUGCGACUCAGUCAGCGCAAUUAUGCGGGCGGUUUGGUCUGAGUCUUAAUUAGUGAGAAACGCCUUCAUUAUAGACAUGACAGAGCUGAGGCAGCACGCCUGCAGCCUUUAAAGAUUUUUCUUAAUCUCCUGUCAACUGGACAUAAAAAUAUCUCUGCCAUCCCGUCACACAUCCAGAAGCCAGCAUGCCCAUCAUCAGCAAUGCCAACCACGACUUCAGCACCUACUCCAUCAGCAGUGAUGACAGCAGCCUUGAUCGCUUCUUCACUGAGAUCCCAGAGACUGAGACCAUCAAGGGCGUGUACUUUCAGCGCGCCCAGCUGCUUCGUGACCCCAAGGCCUCGUAUGUGGUCGACCACACCCUGCAGGUUCUCAUCAAUGUCGGGGGCAACCGCUACACUUUCCCCUGGAGCACCUUGGAGCAGUUCCCCCAGAGCCGACUGGGACGUCUGCGCUUCUGCACCACACCCGAGGAGAUCGCACGCCUCUGCGACGACUACGACGAGACGUGCCAGGAGUACUUCUUCGACCGUAACCCUACAGCCUUUAGGGUUAUCCUCAACUUCCUGGCUGCAGGCAAACUACGUCUGCUGCGAGAACUGUGCGCCGUGUCGCUACACGAUGAGCUCGACUACUGGGGCGUGGACCCGGGCCAUAUGGAGCGCUGUUGCCGUCGCCGUAUGAUCACCCGUGUGGAGGAGGUGGCCGAGCGAGAGCGUAAGGAGGAGGAGUGGAGGCAGAAGAGGGUGAUGCUGAAGAAAAACCCCGUAGAGGUUGAAAAGGGCUACCGCAGAAUGAUCUGGAUGCUGCGAGAAGUGGUGGAAAACCCUCACUCAGGGUUGGCUGGGAAAAUGUUCGCCUGCCUCUCUGUGAUCAUGGUGCUGGUCACUGUUGUCAGCCUGUGCAUCAGCACCAUGCCAGACCUCCGAGACGAGGAGACCAGAGGCGAGUGCUCCCAGAAGUGUCAGAGCAUGUUUGUGGUGGAGUCCAUCUGCGUGGCCUGGUUCACCUUGGAGUUUGUGCUGCGAUUCGUCAACGCUCAGAGCAAGCUGGCCUUCGCUCGUGGUCCCCUCAACAUCAUCGAUGCCAUUGCCAUCCUGCCGUACUACGUGUCCCUGGUGGUCGACGUCAGAGAUCAGUCACAGGAGGACGUCAUCAUGGGUGCCGGCAGAGGCUAUCUGGACAAACUGAGUCUUAUCCUGCGGCUGCUGCGGGCCCUUCGCAUCCUCUACGUGAUGCGGCUGGCUCGCCACUCUCUGGGCUUGCAGACGCUGGGGCUGACCAUGCAGCGCAGCAUGAGGGAGUUCGGCCUGCUGCUGCUGUUCGUCUGCGUGGCCGUCACCCUCUUCUCACCUCUUGUCCAUCUUGCGGAGAGCGAAUUGGCGCCGUACGCCGCCACGCAACCCCACCACAGCUUCAGCAGCGUCCCGGCCUCUUACUGGUGGGCCAUCAUCUCUAUGACUACGGUUGGAUACGGCGACAUGGUGCCGCGCAGCAUCCCCGGACAGAUAGUCGCACUGACCAGCAUCCUGAGCGGGAUCCUCAUCAUGGCGUUCCCAGCCACCUCCAUCUUUCACACCUUCUCCCGCUCCUAUCAGGAGCUCAAGCACGAGUACGAGAGGCUGUGGAAGGAGGAGAGAGACGAGGAAAUGACCGCCGAGUCAGAGGAGAGCUGUUCCAAAGUCAACUUGUCACCAGAUGAGCUCACGUCGUUGUCCAAAGAAGAAAGCGAGUGGCUGAUGUCAACCAAAAGUCAUCAAUCCACACUUCCGUCUACAGCUUUCUAAUGGACACGUUCAUCCAGUAAUUAAAUGGUGACACUCAACUACAUAUUUUAUCCUGUAGAAGUACAUUUAGACUCAAAGGACUGUUAUAUUGUAGACACUAUAAUACACAUUUUAACCUUUACGUUCCUGUGUAUUCAUGUUCUGGAUUCAUGCUUUAACUCUAUCUGGUACUUAUAAGGCUAUUUAUUAUAAGCUCCUUUUAAUAUCAGCGAAUACAGAACAUGCAGCACUACAAGCUAAACCGAACCGAUGAAGAACUUUUUACAGCACACAGAAUACAAACUACAUUUUGAUGUAGUUUAGGGAUUAAAGGAGGAACACGGUAAAGCACGACGGUAGAUAAAUACAAAAAAAAAUCAGCGUUGGAAGAUCACAAGUAAUAGAAAAACUUCAUAUGAUCCAGUUAACAACUUUGUCUGCUUAUUGUUUGUCUUGUGGUUCUGAUUUUUUCGAUCACACGUCUCACGAACGUGAUGCUGUCAUGUAGCUGACUCAAAUAUACGAUGUUAGAGUGUCCUUAAACGCACCGUCAAGGAGAGCUUUAAAAAAACAAAACUGUUUGCUCGCAGCUGUUGCUUUACUGAGGGACGAUAAUGUCAACAAACACAAAAGUAACAGUGACAAACUCCUCAGUGUGACAGAUUACUCAGCACAAGCACCUGUCAUGUCUUUGCAAGUUUAUAUUUUUUCUGACAGGAGUAGAAAUGAAAGGAAAAGUAAUUUAAAAACUUUCAGUACGCUGUGGGAAAUGAUGGACAGCAGUGUUUACGAUGUGUAUUUCAUGAGCUAAAACAUGCAAAACCACCUUUAAUGUACUUUAAUGUGCAUCAUAUCUUAUACUCUGACGUCUUGUAACUCCUGUUGUCUCCUCGCUGUUUAUCGAACUUCCAGGUAUUUUAAAACUGAAAUAAUAACUCUUCAUCUUUCAUCUUUUGCCUUCGAACCUCAGACUUCCUGAACAUUAAUGCUGACUGACUGUUUUGAGGAAUCUUACUUGCUGCAUAUGAUAGAGUGACAAUCAGACUCUUAAAUCUGUGUAUAAGUUAGAAACUGCACAAGUCAAAUGUGAAUAUUAAUGCAUAAAUAUAAUAUGUAUAAUGUACGUAGGGCUGCAGUUAUUUUCAUUAUUGAUUGAUCUGUGGAAUUUCUAGACACACUGAUUAAUUGUUUGGUCUAUAAAAUGUUAAAUAACAGUGAGAAAUGCUGGUUUUAGUUUCGUCGAGCUCAUGGUGACGUCUUCAGAUAUAUUAUAUUUUACAGAAAAGCUUAAA
Molecule: messenger RNA, 3374 nt
Organism: Thunnus maccoyii (southern bluefin tuna)
Lineage: Eukaryota; Metazoa; Chordata; Actinopteri; Scombriformes; Scombridae
Product: potassium voltage-gated channel subfamily G member 4-like
Exons: 3
Coding region: 502-2103 (533 amino acids)
Biological process (GO): potassium ion transmembrane transport; protein homooligomerization
Cellular component (GO): membrane; voltage-gated potassium channel complex
Molecular function (GO): delayed rectifier potassium channel activity; protein binding
Source: RefSeq, a predicted model, not a curated record